CUGAUGUUGGUCGUUGUGGCUUCACUUUGCUCUGUUUAGGAAACACAUUCAUUUCAAAUAGAAUAGACCAGCUGUAAAUCAAUGUUUCGACAUUAAGACGGAUUCGGAAAAAAUGUUUUGAUGGCCUGCAGAACACACACAUGGAAAGGGGACAAACACUGUCCUCAGGAGCUGAGGAUUGUCCUCCUGGGCCACGACUGGCUGGAGAAGAGUCUGACGGGAAACACCAUCCUGGGCCAACAGAUGUUUGACAUCAGCAGAGACGUGAAGAUGUGUGUUAAGAGACAAGCCAUUCUCGAUGGCGGCCGUAAAGUCAUUGUGGUCAGCACCCCUGAGAGGUGGAUCCGCUACUCUGUUCAAGACCCCAGCCUGGUCAACGGAAACAUGGCAGCCUGCAUGGCCACGUGUCCACCCGGACCUCACGCCUUCCUCAUGGUUAUUCCCAUCUGCUCCCACAGAGGCAGGGAGUGGACAGUAGAGGGACCUCUCGAGCUGCUGGAUGACAUCCUGUGGAGAAACACAAUAGUAAUAUUGACCAGAAGUGAGCGACUGAGAGGGGUUCCAGUGGAGAGCUACACUGCAAAAUAUGAGUUUCUCAAAGCCAUCAUGGAGAAAUCUGGACAGAGAUACCACCUUUUAGACACAAGCUCUUGGGGAAAAGAUGAUGAUGUUCAGGUUGCAGAACUUUUGGAGAAGAUCGAUGCAAUGGUUGAAGGAAACAUAAAGUCAAGAGGGGUUGGUUAUGUGGCCUCCAAAGCAGUCUGUAGGAUCAGUGAGAGGAAAAGGAAAGAGGUAGAGGAGGGGGCGACUUUGAGGCGAAUGAAUGCGCAGAUGGCCAGGAUCACACUCAGAUCUCUAAAGGGAGAGUCUUCCUCGAUUCCAGCACUUCGAAUUCUAGUUGUUGGACCGAGACAGGUUGGAAAGACCUCAGCGGGAAAUACUAUUCUCAGAGAUGAAGUCUUUCCUGUUGGACAUCCAACAAGACAGUGCACUGAGAGACAGGGUGGCACUGACAAAAAGCAAGUCAGCGUUGUUGACACUCCAGGCUGGUAUGGACGAUAUUGCUCUGAGGACACUCCACAGGCGUUACAACAGCAGAUUACCCACAGUGCAUCUCUGUGUGCUUCUAUUCCUCUUGCUGUUCUGGUGGUCGUACGCUGUGACGAGACCUUCACUGAAACCGACAGGAUAAAAGCAGAGGAACACUUGAGCUUGCUUGGACUUUGGGUGUGGACUCGAGCCAUUGUGUUGUUCACAUGGGGAGAUCGUCUGGGAGUCACUCCCAUCGAGGAGCACAUUGAACAAUGGCCUGCUCUUCAGCGGCUGGUGGACAAAUGUGGAAACAGGUAUCAUGUUUUUGAUAACUCCAACAAGGUCAGAGACAUUCAGGUUAGAGAACUACUGGAGAAGAUUGAGGAGACACUGGUGGGGAGUGAUACUGGACUCUUGCUUACGAGUUUGAUGGAUUUCCAGCAAAGCAAUAAAAAGCUGGAGCAAAGUUCCAAAAAGACUGCAAGGCAGCUCAAGAAAGCAAAGGAGGAGAAUCGUCUUCUGAAACAAGCAGUCAAGGAGAAGGAGAGAACAGUAGAAGACAUGAUGAAGACAGCCAAAGAGAAAGAUGUGCAGGUUGAAGCUCUGAAGGUGACAGCAGAGACAGAAAGGAAAAGAGAAAUGGAGCAAAAGAAAGAUUAUGAAGAAGAGAUUAACAUGAGAUUAAUGGAGGCUGAGAGGGAGAACAACCAGCUCAAACAGGUCAUUAUGGAGAAAGAUAGACUGAUAGCAAGCCUGAGUGAAAAAUACACUGUCAAAGAUGAUGUCAUAAAAGCUGCAAGGCAAAAAAAUGAGGCAGACAAGAAAAUUCUAGAGGAAAAAGUGAAGGAAGAAGAGCAGCAGAAUGCAAUCUUAAAGAGAACGUGUGAGGAGAAGGAUAAAGAACUGAAGCGAAUGAUGCUGGCUCACAAAAGAGAAGCAGAGGAGCUCAAAGAGAAAACUGAGCAGCUGAGGAGAGAAAAUGAAGAUACAAAGAAAAUACUGAAGGCAACGAUUAACGGGAUGCAGAGAGACUAUCAGAGAAAAGAAGCCAAUAGAACAAAUGAGGUGAACACUGCACACUUCAAUAAAGUUGACGACAGCAGGACAACAAUGACAGACUUCAAAUCAUUGGAGGAGCUUAGUAGGCAACCAAAAUGGGCAUUUACAAUUCCGAGUCACCAUCAAGACGUCACCAAACCCAUUACAGAGACAGAACAGAAAAGCCUACUGUUGGAUAAAAGCAUCAUGCUACAUGAAAAGAAAGAGACUGCAGGGCAACUUGAGGCCGACUGGACGUCAUCGUGGCUGAGAGCUGGAGGUGCAGCACUAGGAGCUGCAGUCGGGGUCCUGGCGGCCUCCUUCAGGGUCACUACAGGGUUAAGUGCCAGAUCGGCUGGUGGAGCUGCGACUGGAGCUCUGCUGGGCUGCUUCCUGGUUCAAGCAGCCAGAUCCCAGCAGAGGAACAGUGGAGAGACCUGAAAUCCCCCUGAGAUAUCAUGAUCAUAAAGUUCCUGAUUAGGAACACAGCAUCCGGCUAACUAUCUAAAGUCUAUUUAUGACCACUAUACUGAAAUCACACACUUCUCAAGGGUCCACGUGCACUCGUGACCUGUACUUCUACCUCAGUUACUAAGGUAACUGUUAUCUAUGUAGAUUUUAGCUUUUGAUCAGAUGUUGUCGAUAUUUAGUAUUACGCUCUACAUAUGAAAAAUGUUAAUAUACUGUCCAUUGCGUGUUUAUUUACAACUUCAACAUUGGAACUUCUCAUUUUGCCUGAAUCAUGACUCCAGAGUAGGGGUGAAAUAAUCUGGGCCAAGAAAUCCAGUCGUUCUGAUAAGAACAGGACACAGGUGGCCUUAAAAGUGAAUGUUUUGAAAGAAGAGAAUUAAACUACAUCUUUGGAGUCUAACAGUGGGCAAAAAUCUUCUUCUUCUGAUAUUUAGUGACAUCUUUUCCUGCACCUUAGUAUUUUUAGCUGGAUGUGCACACAUUGGGUUUUGCACUUCUGUACUAGUAAAGGUCACCAAAUAAUAAUAAGAACACUAAAUGUGGAAGUUUAACUGCCCUAUCAGGAGAAAUUAGAAGAAUGUACCCCACAUUUACUGUAUAUAAGCAAAAAUAUGAGCAAGAAUUGGAGGUGCAGCUUUCAGAAAUAUAAACUCUAUUUACUUCACAGAUCAAGAUCACUUCACCAGUUAUGGAGAAUAUAAUUCUUGCUUUGAAAACAGUUGCUUAAUGUCUGAGUAAAUGACAGUGAUAGGCCACAUAAAGACAGCUUCUAUCAUCUCUCAUAGAUUUUACAGAAGGGAAUAUUCAUCUUACAGCAGUAAAUACACUAUUAGAACACACAAAAUGACUGGUCAGCAGGGAAUGGAAUUUACGGAGGCAAACAAUGCUGUAAGUAUUAUGUUUUCUUGCACAUUAAUGACCACUGGCAGCUCACACUGUUUAUAUGCAGGGUUGUUCAGUCUGAAAUUAAAGAAAAAAAGAAGGAUGAAACCUCAGGGUUUGGUUUAGACCCUGGAUGGAGAGACAUGUCAGUUGCAAAUAUCAAACAAUGGCUGGAUCUCGAGAAUUAAGAUUCGAAUCUUUAAAUAACACACACUAUAUGAUUUAUAUUUGCUGACUAUCAACAGCAACAGACUCAACCACAUCAGGCAUCAAGUUAAACUCAUUGACAAUCAGUUCAACACUCAUUCUGUGUGUCCCUGCCUGCAGUCUACAAUGUGUGUUUUAAUGCACAAUGUCACGACUGCUUUAUGUUGAGUGAAAAUAUCUUAGUCAGUUGCGUUUGUAAUAAGGCCCCAACUAAAGCAGUAGUGCAAGAGCUGCAUGUUUAAAACAGCUUUUGAAAAUUACCUGCACAGUUAAAGUAUGCCCUGACUUCAAUAAAAUAUCUGCAGCAUCACACAGCAGCAGAAGCGAUGAGUGUUUCUGUAAUUUGAGAUGAUUUGCUGACCUCUGAUCAGGGUGGUUUGGGUCCCUGCUGGUAAAGUUCACAAAAAGAAGUCUGCUCGCUGUUAGACAGUUUAAUUUUAAGGCAUCAUUUUGAUCAAUAAUAUGUUCCUCAGGAGAGAGUCAAACUAAAAUAAAGACAUUUUUUGUUGAUGGUAAUCGGCUCAAAUCACCAUCCCCUGCUGCUCAGCAGGUAACUGAGAAGAAACAAAACGCCACAAGAGGGCGAUCACAAUACUCUAUCCAUUCAUCCAUAUAUGUCUUUUACCAGCUGACAGGGUGCAGCCAGGACAAUCAUGUGUGUCAGACAAUCCAGAUGAAUUUUUAGGAUGCAGUGUGUAACAACACCUGAAAACAUGUUGGUAAUUAUUUCUUUGAAAAGUAGUGGGAAACCAAAUUUACUUUUAGACAACUGUGACAGAAAGUACAAAACUCCCAUCUUCAAUAAAGUCACCUCAUAAGAUGAUAGUGUUUGUGCAUCACAUACAGAAUAAUUUAAAUAUUCUGUAAUUCACUCACAGUUGACCACAAAUAAAAGCAACAGUUCAAGAGUUACAGCAGUUUUUAUAUUACCAACCCAGUAAAAACAUUUCUCUGA
Messenger RNA from Amphiprion ocellaris (clown anemonefish), 4585 nucleotides. RefSeq lists its product as uncharacterized. The transcript is spliced from 5 exons. Gene Ontology annotation, molecular function: GTP binding. NCBI's taxonomy places the organism in Eukaryota, Metazoa, Chordata, Actinopteri, Pomacentridae. The record is from RefSeq and is a predicted model, not a curated record. Bases 121 to 2511 code for a protein of 796 amino acids.